GCUCGAGGACCGUUCUUGGUGGAGUCCUCGCCACAACCAUACGUUUGGCUCGUACACCGGUCCACUUUGCGUUACAGGUGGUCGGAACUGCGCUAUCCAUUGUUUCAAUGAGGCGCUGAUAGCCGCAAUGUGAUUUAUCGUGCGCGACCGCCCCCACGGCGUCAUGCUCAUGCUGAUGUUUUUGAUGCGGUGGGACGCUGGGCGGGUCGCUUAAAUGGCCUACACUGAUAUCGUUCUCUUCGAGGUUGGUCUUCCCUUCCCAUCACCCGUUCCCCCUUUCCUCUUUUCCCCCUCGCGUCGGUUCUACAAGCGCCAUGGCCGCCAACCCCGUUGAGCUCCCUUUGGGCAUGCUGCUCAUUGGCUUGAUCAUAUCUUCUGCUCUAUAUGGUCUUGUAUUUUUACAGGGCUACAUAUACUUCCGCAGCUAUCCGGGCGACGCUACCUGGCUAAAGGUCACAGUGGUCACCAUCCUCCUCAUGGACACCGUCGCGACCGCCCUCUCAGGACGCGGGGUGUACAAUUACCUCGUCACGAACUAUGGCCAUCCCGAAGCGAUCGGUGCAAUCGAUCCGGCACUUGAGGUCGAGAGUCUCCUGACCGUCUUCGUGACUUUCAUCACCCAGGUAUUCUAUGGGCAUAGCAUCAGCAAAUUGGCCGGCCAGCGGCGCUACGUGGCCUGGAUCAUUUACUUCAUCGGCUUUGUCUCGCUUGCAUUCGGUGUCGCCGCGUGCGUGAACAAUUUCGUCUCCGUCCACUUCGCAGGCUUGAGCAUGACGAACGCGAAGAUCAUCUCCGGGUUCGCGCUCGGCGGGAACGCGGUGUGCGACUUCGCCAUCACGCUCGCGCUGUGCCUGCUCUUCACCGGGAGCAAGACGGGCUUCAAGCCGACGGACAGCAUCCUCGACCGGCUCCUCGUCUUCACGAUCAACCGCGGGGCGAUCGCCUUGGUCGUCCAGAUCUUCAACUUCGCGCUGUACAUGUGGAACCCGGCGAACCUCGUCUGGGCGCCAUUCCACUUCUGCCUGAGCAAGAUCUACUCGAUCUCCCUCAUCGCUACCCUGAACCAGCGUGACAAGUACCGCCAGUCCACGUUCACGGACGUGACCUCGAGCGCGAGCUUCCGGACCUCCUCGCAGGCCAACUCGACGUUCGUGAGCCAGCGGCAGAGAGGGUCGGGCGGGAUUGUACGUCUGGGAUAUAUGAUUUUUUGCCCUUGACACGACCACUAACUUGCCUUCCCGAUACUAGCCCCUCAAGCUGAAGGUGUAUACGGAGACGACGACGGAGACGUUGAAAGAGUCCGUUUCGAGCCCUGAGCCGUGGAAGGUGGCACAUGCAGUCUAGGGUGGUGCAUGCGGUCUAGGGUUAUGCGAUUUGCGGCUGAGUGACGAUUUAACCUUAUAUUUUGACACUUGUAGCUUUGUACUUGUAUGACUUGCGCAGUUCGGCCUCGUAUGUAGUUCCUAGUGGCUACCCUCAUUUAUUUUGCUAUUUAUGCUUGGCAAUGGAACUGCUACGAGAGAUGUGCUGUGGUG
Messenger RNA from Schizophyllum commune H4-8, 1535 nucleotides. RefSeq lists its product as uncharacterized. The record is from RefSeq and is a predicted model, not a curated record. The coding region runs from base 315 to 1217 and encodes 300 amino acids. The transcript is spliced from 17 exons. NCBI's taxonomy places the organism in Eukaryota, Fungi, Basidiomycota, Agaricomycetes, Agaricales, Schizophyllaceae.